Morchella sextelata is the source of this 921-nucleotide messenger RNA. RefSeq lists its product as uncharacterized. Gene Ontology annotation, biological process: mRNA splicing, via spliceosome. Gene Ontology annotation, molecular function: zinc ion binding; RNA binding. The record is from RefSeq and is a predicted model, not a curated record. Gene Ontology annotation, cellular component: precatalytic spliceosome. The coding region runs from base 1 to 921 and encodes 306 amino acids. Lineage: Eukaryota; Fungi; Ascomycota; Pezizomycetes; Pezizales; Morchellaceae. The transcript has 2 exons.
AUGUCCGAAUACUGGAAAUCCACCCCAAAAUACUACUGCAAGCACUGCAAAACAUUCGUCGUCGACACCCCCGUCAGCAAGAAGAACCACGACGCGUCGCCCAAGCACCAAGGCGCGCUAAAACGCUUCCUGCGCGACCUGCACCGCACAACCGAAAAAGAAGCCUCCGCCGCCGCCUCCGCCAAGCGCGAAGUCGCGCGCCUCAACGCCCUCGUCUCCGGCCCCUCCCCAUCCUCCUCCUCCUCCGCCGCGGCGGCGGGACCGACCUACAAGCCCGUGUCGACACGGGCCGCGACAGAGGAGGAGCGGAAGCGCCACCUCAAGGAGCUGGAGUCGCUCGGCGUCGCGCUGCCGGACGAGGCGCGCCGCGAGCUGGCGAUGGUGGGGGAUUGGGAGACGGCGGAGGUGGGGGUGGGGGUGGGGGUGGCGCGGCCGGAGAAAGGGGGGGGGGGCGCCGGGGGAGGAGGGAUGAGUGAGAAGGAGAAGCUGCAGGGGGAACUGAAGAGGAAGUUUGAGGAGGAGGAGAAGGAGCGGAGGUGGAACGCGAUGGAUGAGGAUGAGCGCGCGAUGCGCGGGUUUCGGAUACAGAUGAAGACGUAUCCGCCGAAGGCCGGUGAGCGCGUGGGUGGGUUUAAGCCGAUGGUGUUUAAGGGGAAGGGGAAAGCGGUGGCGGCGGGGGAGGUGAAGAGGGAGGAGGGGGGGGGUGAAGCGCCGGAGGCGGCGGUGAAGAAGGAGGACAAGGAGGAAGCGGACGAAGCGCCGCGGAUUAAAAAAGAGGAGACGGACGUGGAGGGUGUGGAUAUCAAGGCCGAAACUGAAGAAGCGCCCGCGGCGGAGGUCAAGAAGGAGGAGCCGGAGAAUGUCAGCGAUGGUAUCGUCUUCAAGAAGAGGAAGGUAAAGAACAUUAGGAAAAAGAUCUAA